AUGGAUUCUUCAAACGUCAGUAAUCAACAAAUUUGGCCAUUACCAGAUGUUGAUUCAGAUGAAGAAGCAUUUUGGGACGAUAAAGAUUUGAUUGCUGAAUAUGAAAGACUUGAAUCUCUUGUCAAGGAUAAAUUAACAGGAGAACUUAGUCAAAACGCGAAAUCGAAAUCCUCUGGAAUCAAUGGCAAAUUCCAUCCGAAAUUAAAACAAGCUUCAUCUAGCACGUGUAAUUACUCGAAGGUACACCACCAUACCGAAACUAUUCAAAAGGAGAAUGAUGAUGAUGAUAGUUCAGUGAAUCGUCAAUCAUUUCAUGAUAAUAACAACCCAAUUUGUGAUUUACAAUGGAUUCCUCCGUGUUUAAAUCCUCCAUCUCAACUAUUCUCUCGAAUGGCUUCAUCAAGGGAUAGUCAUAGUUUUAGUAAAGAUCAACCUUGUAUUACCCCUAAACCAACAAUCUUUACAAACAACCUAUCAACUCUUGAACCUAUUCUACAUACUUGGUAUGAAGCAGGCUACCGACUUGGUCGUGCACAUGCUAUGAAGUUAAAAUCCAAGUCAUCUGUAUCGUCGACUUCAUGUAAAUAAGAAAAUUUAUUUUCACAGAGACGGUUUAUCGCUGCUCAUUUUUUUUUUGUAUCAUACUUCUGGUUUUAUCAAUAAAAUUGUUAUUUUUA
This is a messenger RNA of Schistosoma turkestanicum, 677 nucleotides long. The record is from the annotation of a GenBank genome assembly. Lineage: Eukaryota; Metazoa; Platyhelminthes; Trematoda; Strigeidida; Schistosomatidae.